AUGGAAGACGAUCAUGAUUACCUAGGUGGAGACCAGCCCAAGCCAGGAAGGGCGGGGGUGGAGGAAUCCCAAGCACGAGCAGGGGUUGAAGAGCCGGGAUGCUUGGGGCUAAGCAGGGAGAACCAGCCAGACAGAAAUCAGAGCAGGAGGAGCUGUCCUCGGUGUCUCAGCUCAGCUAGACUCUGCAAGCUGGCAAUGGGUGUCCCCAGAACCAUCGUGCUCUUCCUCUUUGGGGCUGUGUUCUGCCUGACAGAGUCCCAAGCCCAGCAAUGCUACAGCUUUCAACACAUCUACUUCGGGCCCUUUGACCUCAGUGCCGUGAAAUUCCGCAACAUCUCCUGUCCCCACGGGUGCUCUGAGGCAGUCUUGUCCCUGGACACUGGGUACCGCGCCACGGUGACCGUGGUACAGAAGGGCUGCUGGACAGGCCCGCCUACGGGCCAGAUGCUGUCCGACGACCGUGCGCUGCCGCCCGACUACUCGGUGGUGCGCGGCUGCAAGACCGACUUGUGCAACGCCGACCUCAUGACCCACGACACCAUCCCCAAUCUGAGCCCGGCGCCCAGCCCGCCGACUCUCAGCGGCAUGGAGUGCUACGCCUGCCUAGGGAUCCACCCGGAGGACUGCACCCCGGAGAAGUCCCGACGGGUCCAGUGUCACCAGGACCAAAGCGUCUGCUUCCAGGGCAAUGGCCAAAUGACCGUCGGCAAUUUCUCAGUCCCAGUAUACAUCAGGACCUGCCACCGGCCGUCCUGCACCAUCAAGGGCACCUCCAGUCCCUGGACAAACAUUGACCUUCAGGGCUCCUGCUGUGAGGGGCAACUCUGCAACAGGGACUCCGUGACCCAGUCCUUCACCACCGCCUCGGCUGCUGCCACCCCUUCCCAGGCGCCCCACAGCAUGGCCCUGCUCCUCAUGGUCCCCCUGCUGGCUGGCACUCUUGGAGGCCCCCUCCUGCCCUCCUCCUAGAAGCCCCUCCAGCCUCUUCAUGAGCAGGAUGCUGGGGGCAGGCACGGACCCACUACUCCCAACUUCACACAACUUCAGCCUCUGUAACGUGGCUCACUGGGAAAUGAUGUCAAACAACAGUGGCCCUCUUGUCUGUCUGUCUCUCUCCCUCCCUUCCCUACCCCUACCCUGCAGGCCUGAUCUGCUUAUCAGGUCUGGAAGAAAUUGGGAAAGGUCCCCAUCAUCCCAUGGUGGGGAGAAACAGCCACAUCCUGGUCCACAUGAAGAGCAAUCCUAAUAAUAGCUAUGACUGAGCACCAGUCAGGCCCCGGCGCCCCACCACCUGGUUUCCUGUCCUGUCCCUCCAGAGCCAGCUUGGAGCUACGACAAUGUCUUUGUUAGUAUCGCCGUGAGAGGUUCAAGAGGCAGCAUAUCCUAGAAGCUAGGAGCCCAAACUCUGGAGCCAGCCUGCAUGGGUUUGAGUCCCAGCUCUACCCUUUAGCCUGUGGGUGACCUUGGGCUAGUUACUUGACCUCUCUGCACCUUUCUCACCUAUAAGGCAGAGGUGAAAAUAAAACCUCCAAUAAUGACAAGA
Acinonyx jubatus (cheetah) is the source of this 1543-nucleotide messenger RNA. It is a transcript of the gene LYPD5, whose product is annotated as LY6/PLAUR domain containing 5. Bases 1 to 969 code for a protein of 322 amino acids. Gene Ontology annotation, cellular component: plasma membrane. The record is from RefSeq and is a predicted model, not a curated record. Lineage: Eukaryota; Metazoa; Chordata; Mammalia; Carnivora; Felidae. The transcript is spliced from 6 exons.